GUUCCAUCCAAGCUAUUGCUUAUAUUGUAAAGAAAAAUUCUAUCCAGCAAAAAAUAUAUAAAUUCUCCCUUAUUCCACGAGAAUUUCCCAAAAAUACCCUUUGACACAUGGCACGUUUUUCUCGGUCCAAGUGUUUUGUGUUCAUAACCUAACAAUAAUCACAAGUGCGUCGGACUGCGUGGUUCCUGAUCGAGAUAAAUUAAAUUUUUGGCUGUUGAUAAAAUUCAAACAGCAGAAUGCCGCAGAACGAAUAUAUUGAGCGGCAUCGUAAGCUGUAUGGACGGAGACUUGAUUAUGAAGAACGCAAGAGAAAGAGGGAGGCCAGAGCCCCUCACAAACUAUCUGAAAAAGCUCGUAGUCUUAGAGGAAUAAAGGCCAAGAUAUUCAACAAGGAGCGCCGUAAUGAGAAGAUUCAGAUGAAAAAGAAAAUCAAGGCUCAUGAAGAAAGGAAUGUUAAGAAGAAGGCAGAACCAACUCCAGAGGGAGCUUUGCCAGUAUAUCUGCUUGAUCGAGAUGUCACAUCCAGAGCCAAAGUUUUGUCUAAUAUGAUAAAACAAAAAAGAAAAGAAAAGGCUGGCAAGUGGGAUGUACCAAUCCCCAAAGUCAGAGCACAAUCUGAUGCGGAAGUAUUCAGAGUACUCAAGAGUGGAAAAUCUAAGCGAAAAGCAUGGAAGAGGAUGGUUACAAAGGUCACUUUUGUGGGAGAAAAUUUCACAAGAAAACCUCCCAAAUUUGAAAGAUUUAUUAGACCAAUGGGAUUAAGAUUUAAAAAAGCUCAUGUCACACAUCCAGAACUUAAGGCAACUUUCUGUUUACCUAUCAUUGGAGUCAAGAGAAAUCCAAGUUCACCAAUGUACACUACAUUAGGUGUUAUUACUAAGGGUACAAUUAUUGAAGUUAACAUUUCUGAAUUAGGUUUAGUAACACAGUCUGGUAAAGUUGUUUGGGGUAAAUAUGCCCAAGUAACAAACAAUCCUGAAAAUGAUGGAUGUAUUAAUGCUGUAUUGUUAGUUUAAAAAAAAUGGCCUAUUAAAUUGCAUUGUAAUAUAUCAACUCUUUCAUGAAUUUUUCGUAAUAAAAUGAUAAUAAAAAUAUA
This is a messenger RNA of Nasonia vitripennis (jewel wasp), 1096 nucleotides long. RefSeq names its product ribosome biogenesis protein NSA2 homolog (gene Ip259). Lineage: Eukaryota; Metazoa; Arthropoda; Insecta; Hymenoptera; Pteromalidae. The coding region runs from base 237 to 1016 and encodes 259 amino acids. The record is from RefSeq and is a predicted model, not a curated record. Gene Ontology annotation, cellular component: nucleolus; preribosome, large subunit precursor. The transcript has 2 exons. Gene Ontology annotation, biological process: maturation of LSU-rRNA; maturation of 5.8S rRNA.